Messenger RNA from Penicillium concentricum, 495 nucleotides. RefSeq lists its product as uncharacterized. The record is from RefSeq and is a predicted model, not a curated record. The transcript has a single exon. The coding region runs from base 1 to 495 and encodes 164 amino acids. Lineage: Eukaryota; Fungi; Ascomycota; Eurotiomycetes; Eurotiales; Aspergillaceae.
AUGCAAUACAAGACGUUUGCUAUCUUCUUCGCCACUACAGCAUUGGCUGCUGCCUCCGACGAUCCCACGCUUGAUCCCAUUCUCGAAUCCCUCGCCUCGGUGCCCACGUGGGUUGCAGAUGCGCUGAGUAGCGCUGAGCCGACAGGUUGGGACUCUUCCCUUAGGUCUGACUUUGCAUUCCUGUCCUCUGUGUUAGCUGCAGAAAAUGCCGGGACUAUGCCGGCCUGGUACAGCAACCUCCCUGAGAGCGUUCAACAGUGGGAAAUCACAAAAGAGGCUGCGAUCGUUUCUUACGCCCAAACAGUCACCCAAAACUGGCCCACCUUCACCAACUCGUAUGCCACUGAUACAGCUAGUGUCACAAGGACUUUGUCUUCAUCUUCGGAUGCCAGCACAAGUUCAGUCUCUACUGGCGGUGCCCCUGUUGUCACUGGCGGCGUUUUCAUGGGUCUUACUGGUGCAGCUGGAAUCCUGGGUCUUGCGAUUGCUCUUUGA